UUAAAAGGAAUAUCCCUAAAAGAUAGAUGUCACUUUUGAGGGUAGCAGUACUAUGAUUUUUUUCACAAAAUCUCCAGCACAAGACACAAGACAGAAGAAGAAGAAGAAGAAGAAGAAGUAGAAGUACUAAAAAGAUAUUUAAGUGACCAUCUUGUUGGGAUCUGGAAAUAUACUCUGUGGUCAACAUUUCCACUUCUAGAUUUCCUCACCUUGUUACUUUUUCUUUCCCUCUUUAUGAGCCUAUAACAUUUGAUAGGCAAAAAAGGGUUUCUGUCUCAUAACAGAUUCUUGCUUCUUGUUGCUGACUGUCCAUGAAAUGAUAAUGGAGAAUGCAUUAGCAGGUAAGUUUCUUAAGCCAUGCUUCCAUUUGAAUUCAAGAAAAGCAACAUUGGUACUGCAGAAAAGGAAGGGAAUUGGCACCUCCCACAAGUUCUGCUAUCCUUCCAAAUUCAAGAUUCAUCCCCUUGUUUCUCAUCCCCUUCAUCUCCCCAAUUUAGAGGCGGGUGGUGUUGAAAUACAAGAAAGUAGUUAUGAAGGUUUAGUUUCUGAUCAAGAAAUUGUCUGGCCUUCUCCCGAUGAUGAAAUCCCAUUUUGGAAGAGGGAUUUCCCUUCCUGGAAUGUGAGUCCAGAAGUGCCAAAUGAAAGUUCUGUGAAGGAUUCUGAUCUUAUGCACAUAAUUCAUGUCACAGCUGAGAUGGCACCAAUAGCUAAAGUUGGUGGACUUGGUGAUGUUGUUACUGGACUUGCUCGAGCAAGUCUUUCUCGUGGCCAUACAGUGGAUAUAGUGCUCCCCUUCUAUGAGUGCAUUCAGAAGCAGCAAAUCAAUGACUUGGCAUUGAUCAGUACUUAUGAUUCUUAUCAUGAUGGGAAUUGGAUUCCUACUAAUGCCUAUCGUGGAGUUGUUUCGGGCAUUCCAGUGAUAUUUAUUGAGCCAUCAAAUGAAUUCUUCAAGGGGCAACAAGUAUACGGAGGUUCAUAUAAUGAGCUAGAGGCUUAUUUGUUUUUUAGCCGUGCUUGCCUUGAAUGGAUGCAGGUAACAGGUGCUCAGCCUGACAUUAUCCAUGUCCAUGAAUGGCAAAUAGGUGCCUUGCCCCUGCUUUACUGGGAUAUGUAUCAAUAUCUUUCACUGAAGAAACCACGGAUUGUAUUAACUAUACAUAACAUGGAGCAUUAUGGAGAGUGCCGCCAAGAGCAACUCAGCAAGUGUGGUCUUGAUGGUUCUAUGUAUGCAACAGCGGAGAAGGCAGUUGAUGAUCGGACUAUUGGCCAUAAUCCUGAGAGACUAAGCUUAUUGAAAGGUGGAAUUGUAUACAGCAAUGCAGUGGUUACAGUCUCGCCAACAUACCUUAAGGAAACUCUCUGCUCUGGUUGGUUGGCCAGCACUCUAAUGAUGCAUUGUGAUAAGUACUUUGGUGUUUUGAAUGGGAUUGACACUGCAAUGUGGAACCCUGCUACCGAUGUUUUCUUGCCUGCUAAGUUCCAUGCUCAAAAAAUUGAGGGCAAGAAGUUAUGUAAAUACUACAUACAAAGGGGGCUUGGUUUGGCUGCUAAAAGCAUCACCAGCAGUAAUCAUGUGCCAGAUGCAACAGUUAAGAUCCCAUUGGUAGUCUGUAUUACUAGACUAGUUCCUCAAAAGGGUCUGCAUUUGAUUACUCAUGCACUUAAGCAUAUUGAAGAACUGGGGGGGCAGAUGAUUGUCCUUGGAAAAGCUCCAGAUGGUCGAGUUGAAGGGGAAUUCAAACGUCUUGCAGAUAUGCAUAACCAAGGUCCUAGCAUCCGUAUCCUUUUGAUGUAUAGUGAGGAGCUGUCCCACAUGCUUUAUGCUGCAGCAGACAUGGUGUUAGUUCCUUCCAUGUAUGAGCCAUGUGGACUUUCCCAAAUCAUUGGAAUGCGUUAUGGAUCGGUUCCAGUUGUUAGAAAGACUGGUGGCCUCGCAGACACAGUCUUUGACAUGGAUGACCAGUCGAACCCCGAGAUUGCUAAUGGGUUUGUUUUUGAAGGAAUUGAUGAAGGAUCCUUAAACUGGGCUCUAGACCGCGCAUUUGCUUACUACAGAGAUAAACCAGAUGAGUGGAAUUGCAUUGUGAAGAAGGUAAUCGAAAUUGACAAUAGCUGGAACAACACGGCUGGGAAAUACAUCGAAGUUUACAAUUCAGUUAGAGGGAGAUCUUGAAGGCACCCAGAUGACGUACAGCGAGGAUCUUGAAGGCACCCAGGUCAGUGAUGGCAUUUGUUCCAAGUUGUAAAUUGCAAGAUUCCCCUGAUACAAAUGCAAGAGCCGGAUCUAGGCCAGUAACACGCUUUCUUUUGUUGUGGAACCUUCAAUUCUGCUGUAAAGUUUUAGCAAUGGAGAGUUUUUGUUUGCAUGAAGCUGAUGUACAGCGAGUAGGAAGAACAGCCUGAACAAUAGACAAUAAGGCAAAGAAUCCACAAUUACUAGCUGCUUGUACUGUUCCAGAAGGAUUUUUGUAAGAGUAUUGAGCAUACUUGCUAGUUUCAUGUGUAUUGACUUAACAAUUUCAAUUUCAACAAAAUUUGGAAUGGGAAAAGAUGCUGGUGCUGCUGCACCCUAUAAGUUAA
This is a messenger RNA of Populus trichocarpa (black cottonwood), 2580 nucleotides long. RefSeq lists its product as uncharacterized. The record is from RefSeq and is a predicted model, not a curated record. Gene Ontology annotation, molecular function: alpha-1,4-glucan glucosyltransferase (UDP-glucose donor) activity. NCBI's taxonomy places the organism in Eukaryota, Viridiplantae, Streptophyta, Magnoliopsida, Malpighiales, Salicaceae. The transcript has 16 exons. The coding region runs from base 317 to 2173 and encodes 618 amino acids.